CACAGCACCUGCCUCGGGGGUUCCGCCUUCCGGAGGACACACGAUUGCGAAGCAAAGGAACGCAUCAUUGACUUCAAGGCGAAAACCGGUCUAAAGCCCUCAUUAGAUUGCAAUUGCGGCAUACAUACGUGCCAAGUGAGCGCCUCGGCAUGCCAUAAAAUCGGCCAGGCAACGACUUUUGAGGACAUUUCAACGAGAGGAUAUUGUGACGAGAUGCGUCCGCGGAGUGCUUUCUGAACCCGCUCCACAAAGCCCCUGAAGCAGGCCCGCCCGUGUUUUUGUUUUCAAUUGUGUUGGACGCGAUUUCCUUUGUUUUUCUUUUCUUUAUUUUUUUCCCUUUUUCUGUCGAUCUAGCAGCUGAUGAUGAGCAAACAUGUCAGGGAAUCAUUACAAAGGCCACGAAGUCAGUUGCUGCAUCAAAUACUUCAUUUUUGGAUUCAACAUCCUCUUUUGGCUGCUGGGCAUGGCUUUGGUUGGAAUUGGCUUGUGGGCAUGGAGUGAGAAGGGAGUUCUGUCCAACAUUUCGUCCAUCACAGACCUGGGGGGUCUCGACCCGGUGUGGCUCUUCAUGGUGGUCGGUGGGAUCAUGUUCAUCCUGGGCUUUGCCGGAUGCAUCGGAGCGCUGCGGGAAAACACCUUCCUGCUCAAAUUUUUCUCGGUGUUCCUGGGAAUCAUAUUUUUCCUGGAGCUGACCACCGGAAUCCUGGCAUUCGUCUUCAAGGACUGGAUCAAGGACCAGUUGAACCUGUUCAUCAACAACAACAUCCGGGCUUACCGGGAUGACAUCGACCUGCAGAACCUAAUUGAUUUCACUCAGGAAUAUUGGGAGUGCUGCGGCGCCUUUGGAGCGGACGACUGGAACCUCAACAUCUACUUUAACUGCACUGAUGGAAACCCCAGUCGGGAAAAGUGUGGCGUUCCUUUCUCCUGCUGCACCAAGGACCCCGCAGAGGAUGUAAUAAACACUCAAUGCGGAUAUGACAUUCGAGAAAAACUAGACUCGGAGCAGAAGGAUUACAUCAACGUGAAAGGAUGCGUGCCACAGUUUGAGAAGUGGCUGCAGAACAACCUCACCUUAGUGGCGGGGAUAUUCAUUGGCGUGGCGUUGCUGCAGAUCUUUGGAAUUUGUUUGGCGCAGAAUUUAGUGAGUGACAUUGAAGCAGUGCGUGCAAGCUGGGUGCCCCCCCAACUCUCCAUACGUCGACCCCUGCCAAACUCUGGCAAGAACGCUCUGGCGUACUACUCGUGAGGCACAUGCUAUGCGUGUUUGUAUCCGUGGAUUUUGACGAGUCGGCUGCAGGACUUGAGCUCUCCCCCACCACUCCCCGUGAGGACGUCAAUGAGGGGGACAUCCACCUGCACUACUCACCGAGCCAGCACCUUUUUAAGGCACUACUACUGUGUGAAAAAAGAUGAUGUAUGUACAGUAUAUACAUGUAAAAAGAAAAACACUGCCCAUCUUUAGUUUCUGUUGUAGUUGAGACACUGUUCCCGUAACAUUGGCUAGUUGUCCGUUUACCAUAACGUAAAAAGAGCAAUAAGAUCAUUUAAAUGUGGGCAACCAGGAGACAGCCUCGUUAGCUUACCAGGUUAAGCUAGCUAGCGCCGACGGCUAGUAACCCAGCCCGGUGUUAGUAGAGUAGCGUUAGCGUUGUGAGCUAACAUGGGUAAUCCAUUGCUUACCUGUUGAUUUUUUUUUUGGGGGGUGGGGGGGAAUUCAAAUAACUGGUUUUGAUAAAUACUUUUAACAUUAAAACAGCAUUUUGCAUAAUGCGUUGGAUAAUUUGUUUGCAGGACACAUGAUCCAUUAGACCAAUGAUUCUCAACUGGUUGUUCUUUACCCAAAAGCGACUUGCAGACAACUUGUAAAAAACGCAGUGUUGUUUGUAUUCUCAUUUUUUGGGUACAAUAUGGAACUUCCCACAUGGAACCUACAAUUCAUUUGGUAAGUGACGAGCUACUCAAGUCGCUAGUUUACAAUAAAAGAAAUGCUUUGCCAGCACAGCGUUUGGCUCACAGGCAUCAUAGCUAGUAAUACACUAAAUUCAUUUGAAACAGCGUUUAAAAAUAUAACAUUGUAUAUGUAUAGUUAAUGGCAUUUCCCCUCCACCACCCACCCACCCAAAAAAUGCUCGAUUGUCCUUAACGUUCAUGGUCGUGACCUAGUAACAGCAGGAAGAUGCGGGUCUCAGAGUGGCAACAGUUGAGAACCACUGCAGUGGACUUUGGUUUUAGUAUAACGUCAGCCAUCAAAAAUAUCCCAUUUACUGUAGAAUGUUUUAUUUGACUUUUUACUUAAACCACGAACCGUUUGAGGGUGUGAAUUUUGUCCAUUAAAAAAAAAAACAUGUUCCUUUACUAUUGAUGUUUCAAGUAACAUUUCACAUGGGUUGUUUGAGGGAACAGAAUUUUUGUGACACUUGUUUUUUAUUUGACAGUCCCACCUGUCAUUUGAGGUCAUCAGUGCUGUGAAGGGUUUGGGGUACACGCAUGUAGUUUUUGGAAGGUGUUUAAUGCACUAUUGUGUCAGCAAAGAUUGCUAAGUUUUGGUUAUGCGCCAGUUUUAAUUCAUUUAAUAUUGUAUUUGCCACUCAUUUGUGGCAUACUGUGUUUCUGAAGCAUCUUGUAUGUAUUUGGUUUUUAUGAACACAAUUGACUUGCUCUUUAAAAAAAGUCAUUUGAUAUGAUUCAUGUGUGUAUAAAAUACUCAUCACUGGCCACUGUACCUUGGGUUGUUUUAAGUCACACAAUUUUCCACAAAGGUAUUAUUGAUAAUAUGGUCUCAUUUAUUACCUUGAAAAUGGGGCCGGGUUUAAAAUAAAUGACUGACAUAUUGACCAAGAUUGUGUGAAAGGACUUUGAAAUUGAGAUUGUAUUGCAUUCCUCGUAAAAAAAAAAAAAAAAUAGACAGCCCCUGCUAGCUAUCAGCUUUUAAUUAUCUUCUGUUACAGUCUUCCAAAUGUACAACUUUUUUUGACAUUUACAACAAACAUUUACGUUUAUAGUACUUUUAUGCUUUUGCUAUGAAUACAACUCAUUUAAGAGCACAUCUGAUAAAUAACCACUCAUACUUAAAAAAAAAUAACAGUUGUUACAGAUUGGGACAUGCCAAGAUUUACAGUAUAUGCGAUGCGCUAAGACAAAGCAAUCUUCAAGAGAUCCACUCGUGUGGCAGCUCAUGCAUUUCUUCACUGAUGUGCAUUUAAUUACGGACGCUAGCUGCACUUUUAUUCACUGCCAAGUGUUUGUGUGUGUGUGUGUGUGUGCUCCCAAUGAAUAUUGUUAUAGUAUCUCAACAGGUUUUUGACAAUGCACCAGUGACAUGGGUGGGGGGUAAACAACUCACAAAACUAUGAUGUGUAUUUACAUUUACUAUGUCCUGAACAUAAACUGUAGUUUCAAAUUAGUGGCCUCCAAUAGAAACCCCAAUUUAUUUGAUGUAUAGUAAAGCAGCACUGACACAGACAAAGGGAGGGUGGGGGGUGCAAUUUUUUUAGCCCAGAUGCCUAGAGCAGGCAUGGCAUCUGUAAAGCUGACCCAACGCAAUGAUGAAAAUGCAAAUGUUGUGCAGUUUAGUCUAAUAAUGCGUAACAAAAUCUCAAGGACAUGUUCAUCCCCGAAGAACUGCUGGAACAGCCUAAAAUGGCUGUUUCGAGUUAAAAUGGCUGACUUCCUAUGUGUUUUCAGAUGGGGGAUUUUGAGAGGUUUGACACACAUGCCAACCAAAUGUCAAUAUCCUGCCUUAUUGUAGCCGGAUCUGUGUAAAACGAUUCCCGCCACACAAGACUGAUACUCUGCAUUUAAGUAGAUAGCCGAUCAUGAGGUAAAGCGGUAAUUUUCUUGGUGAAUGAGACAUGACUAAUGAAAGGUGCCUCACUCUUUUGUUCUGACUUUCUCCAUAAAUCCGUAGACCCGAUAUCAGCAGCUCAAACACAUACUGGAUCAAUGAUAUUAAAAAAAAAAAAGACACAAACCAGGCAAUUCUAAAAACAAUGACAAUCUAUUUUUUUAAAUCUAUAUAUUUACUGAAAAUGGAUGCCUCCAGAAAAAACAAAACAAAACAAAAAAAUAACAGGUUCCCCACUCUUGCGUCAGAGGUAAACUGGCCAAAACAAAACCAAAC
Hippocampus zosterae (dwarf seahorse) is the source of this 4123-nucleotide messenger RNA. RefSeq names its product tetraspanin 5a (gene tspan5a). Gene Ontology annotation, biological process: protein localization to plasma membrane; regulation of vascular endothelial growth factor signaling pathway; protein maturation. Gene Ontology annotation, cellular component: membrane. Bases 374 to 1249 code for a protein of 291 amino acids. The record is from RefSeq and is a predicted model, not a curated record. NCBI's taxonomy places the organism in Eukaryota, Metazoa, Chordata, Actinopteri, Syngnathiformes, Syngnathidae. The transcript is spliced from 10 exons.